GGUGCCAUUUUUGUGGAUGGAUUAUAAAAAUGUUAUGUUUUUGAUACGCCAAAAAUAGUGCACACUUUUGGUGAAUUUGUGCUGGGAUGAAAGUUUCAAGAUGUUGAGUAAUUUUAAAAGGUCUGUGCUCAGGUGGACUAGUAGGUGACAGUUUGGAUCAAGUUCGAUGCCAUUGAAGUUUUAAAGAAAAAAACUCUGUUUCUGUGAUGAACAACCAUGACACCAGGAUCAUCCCUAACGGUUCUGUUGCUGAUUUCAACGAGUUUCGCGAUGAGGAACUCGUCUUCGAGAUCUUUACGUACCAGGCAAAUUUCGGGGAUGAAAUUAUCCAGCGGUUUUAUGGAAAUUGUUCAGGAGGAGACCUGCUCGGAUUCUAUUAUCCGGUUGUCUUGCAGGUCACUAAAGGCCAUAAUCUUUAUCCUGGAAGCAGAAUAUCACACAGAUCGAACAAAUGCCUGCGGUUACGAUUUGCAGGCGAUAGAAAAAGAGCGUCAAAAAAGUUUACACCAAUUUACAGAUCGAAAUGCACUUUACAGUGUCAAAUUUGCGAGACACCUAAGAGAAAGCUACAUGGCAGAGGAAGAAGAAAAAUCUACCGCUGUUGACCUCAGACCGUCGCUUAACAGAAGGUGUUCUGGUCUGCAACAUUGCAGGUAUAAAAUGUCCACAGACCAUCCUGGUCCUUCCUUGUGGAUUCCUGCAAAUAUUCGUGUGAAAUAUGCUUGUAUUCCUGAAAAGGAAGUUCGUAAAUAUUGCAAUAUGCAUGUGAAGGUCGUGGCAGAUGAAGAAGGCUAUGUGAGGACUCCAGGAUAUCCUCUCUAUUACCUGGGAGAAAAUUCAUGUGGAUGGAUUUUUAAAUCUCUUCCUGGUCAGAGGAUAGCGCUGACUAUUCACGACCUUCAUAUUCGGGAUCGUGAACCUGAUGGAAGUUGUGUGGACGUUGUAAGAGUGCGAGACAGUGGAAGUACAGUUUACGAAAAUUGUGGAACUGUGGCUGGAGAUACUAUAAUUUCAAACACGAAUUUGGUGACUGUUGACCUUAUUGCGUCUGAGGAAUUUUAUCCUGCUCGCGGAUUUUUGUUGCAAUAUAAAGUUUUGGGUUGUCCUGACAUAUUGGCACCAAACGGAAGUCAUGUAUCGAACGGAACACUCGAUACGAGAACAUUCCUGUGUCGAAUGGGUACACUUUUUCCGGACACAAAACAGAGAACGAGAACGAUUUUUUGUAAUAAUGGUCGCUGGAAUGAGAAUGUCCAGUCUAUGCCGAGCUGCGUAGCCUCGUCAGCAUUGAUUCUGAAGACAGAGGCUGACGACAACCGAUUGUCCAGUCUGUCUGGAGACGACAUAGGCUCUGAGGUAAGAAGAGGCGUCGGAACCGACAACGCAGUCGCAUUUACAACCCAAAUUAUGGAUUCGGCUUCGACGCAGCCGAACAUGUUGAACAACGCCGACUACACCGUAGACGUUGUUUUACCAACCCUCCUGAUCGCUUUGCUCUUUGUCGGCAAUGCUGUUAUCGUCUACGUCAUCUUCCAAUACCGAAAAAGAAAAACGCCGCCCGGAGGGGGGACAGCGGAAGAAGUGGCUCUGGAUGCAGCGAGUGGCGUGCCUCCAGUUUGAUUGGAUCUCCAAUGAAUUCUAGUUUAGGACCCACCUGCGCAUCUU
This is a messenger RNA of Belonocnema kinseyi, 1665 nucleotides long. RefSeq lists its product as uncharacterized. The coding region runs from base 217 to 1620 and encodes 467 amino acids. The record is from RefSeq and is a predicted model, not a curated record. Lineage: Eukaryota; Metazoa; Arthropoda; Insecta; Hymenoptera; Cynipidae. The transcript has 10 exons.